Messenger RNA from Mitosporidium daphniae, 762 nucleotides. RefSeq lists its product as uncharacterized. The transcript is spliced from 2 exons. Lineage: Eukaryota; Fungi; Microsporidia. Bases 1 to 762 code for a protein of 253 amino acids. The record is from RefSeq and is a predicted model, not a curated record.
AUGUCUUCCCCGCCGCCACCGGCACCUCCGCCGUCCGCAGUGGCGAGAGAACCAGAUCCACAUGCGGCGCAUUCCGACUACUCAACCGAUUAUGCCUCGGUCCGUAGGCAAGAGCCACUCGCCAUUAACCCAAAUGCAAACGCAACGUCCCAAGCACUGCGCCAACAGGCCUCUGCAGGUGCAAUUCUGAAGCGCGUACCGCCUCGGUCAUCGCUUGCACCACCGGCAGCCUCCCUUUCGGAUCUUCCUGGAGCGCCAGCGUUAGUCUACAAAUGUCCAAUUACGGGCUGCGAGCGAAUAUUCGCCACAAAGUUGGCACUGAAGCGGCAUUUUCAAGUGUAUCAGCACGAAGCUAUCUUUGACGGGCCUUUGGAGUCUGUAUUGGUGGUCAAUCCACCCCCAAUGAGCAGCGAAGGGUCAGAUGAACUUAUGUCGGCCACAAAUGCGGCAUUGCCAAAAUCUGCUUCGCCGCUAGCCAAAGUUCUGCCCAAGCUUUACAAAUGCCCCGUUCUGCAGUGUCUUGAGCGAUUCCCUACAGAAAACGAGCUUGCGGCACAUUGGCGCUACAUGCAUCCCACGCUUAAAGGCUCUCUCGGCGAGUGGAGCAAUUUGCUCUACGAGUUUGAUGGGAUUUCAUUGACACCCGUAGAGCAUCCGGCGACUUAUCUCAAGGAAAUUGAAGGUAGAAAUUCAAUGAUUUUAUCGAAGCAAACCCGGAUGCCAACGAAAUCUGGCAGUUCCACUCCAUUUUCCAGGUACUAG